Melopsittacus undulatus (budgerigar) is the source of this 1745-nucleotide messenger RNA. RefSeq names its product CD99 molecule like 2 (gene CD99L2). The record is from RefSeq and is a predicted model, not a curated record. Gene Ontology annotation, biological process: homotypic cell-cell adhesion; positive regulation of neutrophil extravasation; T cell extravasation. Lineage: Eukaryota; Metazoa; Chordata; Aves; Psittaciformes; Psittaculidae. The coding region runs from base 230 to 1015 and encodes 261 amino acids. Gene Ontology annotation, cellular component: plasma membrane. The transcript is spliced from 11 exons.
AUGCCGCUACGGGUAGAGGUGGGCAGGGCGCAGCAGCCUCCGGUGCCGGAACUCGGGAAGUCGUCGCAGUUCCAGCCGUGACUCCUCCGCUUCCGGAGCCUUCCCAUCGCUUUCUUCGGGGGCCGGGACCGGAGCGCAGCCCUGCGGGCGGGGGGCGGCACCGAGCACCCGCUCCGCCCCAUCGGAGCAGGCGGCCGAGCCCGAGGCAGGCUCGCAGCCCGUCCGCACCAUGGCCGGCAGCAGCCGCCUCCUAGGGCUCCUCCUCGCCUCCGCCGCGCUGCUGGGCGCAGGUCAUGCGGACUUUGGAGAUGGCUUUGACCUAGAAGAUGCCCUGUAUGACCACACCACCAAGCGACCGACUCCCAUGGGCCCCAGGAAGCCGGCAGGUGAUCCAGGAGGCUUUGAUUUGGCUGAUUACUUUGACACCAUUCCGGAGACUACCACCAAACCAGCCAAGCCGACUCCAAAGCCCUUCCCCAGGCCAGGAAAGCCAGACAACAGCGUUUGGGAUGUCAUCCGCACCACAACCAAGCAGCCAAAAACUACUAGGUCCCCCCCCAAACAUAACCCAGCAAAGAAUCCUAAUGAUUUUGACUUGGCUGAUGCCCUUGAUGAUAAGAACGAUCGGAAGGAUACUGGGAGGCCGGACAUAAGGCCAGGUGAAGGGUUUUCAGACGAUGACCUGGCCAGUGUUGUGGAUGGUGGCUACAGCCCGGACAAGAAGAAAGGUAGCAGAGGCAAAACUGACGACGACAACAAUGGAAGCACAAUGACGGAUACAGGGACAAUUGCUGGCAUUGCCAGUGGCCUGGCCAUGGCACUUGUUGGGGCUGUCACCAGCUACAUCUCCUACCAGCAGAAGAAGUUCUGCUUCAGCAUCCAACAGGGACUUAACUCGGAGUAUGUGAAAGGUGAAAACAUGGAAGCUGUCGUAAGUGAGGAACCCCAAGUCAAGUAUUCAGUCCUGGAAAAGCAGUCAGCAGAACCACCGAGACAAGACAGUGCGAAGAUGUGAAGCAUGACCCAGGGCUAGGAAAGAAUCAGUCGGCAGCAAACUGAGACCUUACAUGCUUGUAAUUUAGCAUUCUAUUUAAUUUGACUCCAAAGCUAUUUAAUGUGUACUUAGGCUUGAACUGGCUUCUUCUUGCUCUAGGCUGUAGGGUUAGAGCGGUUGUGUGUGUUUGUAUUUUUGUAAAGAAGUACAUGUUUACAUCAAAGUAAAUGGUAGGGUUGAUGUGCAGGUGAAUGCAAACCAACAGAAGGCUCUUCAGCAGUGGCCAAUUCUAAAUGGACAAGGUCUUUUCCAAGGAGCUUGCAGCUGGGAGGCCAGCAAAGUGCCUGUGAAUUACAGUCCAAAGGAAACGAGUCAAAGUCUUUGUAAAGCACCUCCAGCCAAAUUCUGCUAUCAGCUAUGGGUAUGUCACUUCCAGCUGCACAUUUCCUGAGGGCACUGUGGUCCUUAGUAUAGCUACACCUAAAAAUGAAGUGCCUAUGGGUAGGUCCUCAGGUGGGGUCCUUGGGCUGAGCUCCCAAGCCAGGAGUGGAGGAUGCUGUCCACCACCCAGCACUGGGCUUCUAACCAAAUAAAAGGAACUGAUUUUCACACCAAGUCACAAAUACAGCAGUGAGUGCAGUGCUUACUUACAGCAAAUACCAUUGGAAUACUUGACUAUGUUAGAGAUCUGGAUGGAGCUGAAGGUGCCAAGCAAUAUAGUUUGCCUGUGUGAUAUGUCUAUGUUGUCACC